Siniperca chuatsi (mandarin fish) is the source of this 2314-nucleotide messenger RNA. RefSeq names its product cytochrome P450 3A40-like. The transcript has 13 exons. The record is from RefSeq and is a predicted model, not a curated record. Bases 20 to 1630 code for a protein of 536 amino acids. Gene Ontology annotation, molecular function: steroid hydroxylase activity; oxidoreductase activity, acting on paired donors, with incorporation or reduction of molecular oxygen, reduced flavin or flavoprotein as one donor, and incorporation of one atom of oxygen; heme binding. Lineage: Eukaryota; Metazoa; Chordata; Actinopteri; Centrarchiformes; Sinipercidae.
ACUGACAUGUUUUCCAACUAUGUGGGACCGCCUCUGUGCGGAGCUGGAACACCUAAAAGUGGGAAGUGAACGACCUCAAUCGACAGUGGUGUGCUCAAAGAUGGGCUUUUUUCCGGACUUUUCCAUCGAGACCUGGACUUUAAUAGCGUUUGUCAUUACUCUCAUCGCAGUAUAUGGAUAUGCUCCAUAUGGCUUUUUCAAGAAAAUAGGCAUCCGUGGACCCAAACCUUUGCCCUUUAUUGGAACAUUUUUGGAGUACAGAAAGGGCAUCCACAAUGUUGACAAAGACUGCUUUCAGAAAUAUGGAAAGGUGUGGGGGUUGUACGAUGGCAGGCAGCCUGUAUUGGGUAUAAUGGACACAGCUAUGAUCAAAACGAUCCUGGUUAAGGAGUGUUAUUCUGUCUUCACCAACAGACGAGAUCUGGGCCUAAAUGGACCCUUACGCGAUGCUGUAUCAAUAGUAGAAGAUGAGGAAUGGAAGAGGAUUCGCAGUGUACUCUCGCCAUCAUUCACCAGCGGACGACUGAAAGAGAUGUACAAGAUAAUUUUGCAGCACUCAAGUAACCUGAUGAAGAGUCUUCACAAGAAAGUAGAGGCGGAUGAAGUCAUAGAGGUUAAAGAAGUAUUUGGACCUUACAGUAUGGAUGUUGUGACCGGCACUGCCUUCAGCGUGGACAUUGAUUCCAUCAACCGUCCCACUGAUCCUUUUGUAGCAAACAUUAAGAGAAUGGUCAAGUUCAACUUGCUGAAUCCCUUGAUUGUAAUUGUGGUUCUCUUCCCAUUCUUGGCGCCAAUUUUGGAGAAGAUGGAUGUGUCAUUAUUCCCUACUCAAGUGUUGGAUUUCUUCUACAACUUUCUAAAGACAAUCAAAUCAUCCCGGAAUAAGAAUGAGCACAAAAACCGAGUGGACUUCAUGCAGUUGAUGGUGGACUCUCAGAUUUCAGAGAACAACAAAGAGGAUACAAGCUCCCAAAAAGGGCUGACUGACCAUGAGAUCCUAUCUCAGGCCAUGUUAUUCAUCUUUGCUGGCUAUGAAACCAGUAGCAGCUCACUGGGAUUUUUAGCCUACAACCUGGCAACCCACCCUCAGAUCCAAAAGACCCUGCAAGAGGAGAUUGAUGAAACCUUCCCAGAAAAGGGUCAGCCAACCUAUGAAGCCCUGAUGCAGAUGGAAUACCUGGACAUGGUGGUGAAUGAGUCAUCGAGGCUGUACCCUAUAGGUAAUCGAUUAGAGAGAGUGGCAAAGGCUUCUGUGGAAGUGAACGGUGUGACCAUCCCUAAAGGAACCGUCGUCAUGAUACCAGUUUACACUCUUCACCGUGACCCUGCUUUGUGGCCUGAGCCUGAGGCCUUCAAACCUGAAAGGUUCAGCAAAGAGAACAAAGAUAACAUAGAUCCGUAUGCCUUCCUACCCUUCGGAGCAGGGCCAAGGAACUGUAUUGGCAUGAGAUUUGCUCUCUUGAUGAUAAAGUUGGCCAUAGUGAAGAUCCUUCAGAACUUCAGCUUUGUCACAUGCAAGGAGACACAUGUUCCAAUGGAGCUGGGAAAAGAUGGAUUUACCUCACCCAAGAAUCCCAUCAAACUGAAGCUGGAGCCCAGAACAACUGUUGCCGAUUCUCUCUCAAGCUAACUCUGAUUAUCUGUAAUCUGGCAAUUCUCACUUUAACCUGCUUCACUAUCAGAUCAAGUCACCAGCUUAUGUUGGCUCGAGUACUUCUCAUAAAUGUAUAUAUAUCUAUAUCUAUAUCUAUAUAGAUAUAGAUAUAGAUAUAUUCUAAAACAAAAUACACAAACUAACCACUCACCUAUAGGCAUGUACACUGUAGCAUUUACUAGUCCAAAUGGAGCAUAUAUCAAUAGUCUAGGCUUCAUUUAUAUAAUUUAAGUUUCCUUUCUUUUUCAAACCAGUCUACAGCACAACAUUUCAAUUUAAAUCUAUUUAAAGGACAUAAUUUAAAUGACAGAACAUCUUGCAAAACUUGCAUAUUUUCAAUAAAGAAUUCAAUAACAUUUACUAUGCAUUACACAAUUGCAAUAAGAAAAACUGUAAAGCCUAUCCAACAACUUGGCUCAAUAAGCUUGGUUAUGCUAAAUAAACCACAGCUGAUGUUUUUAUGUCAUUCUGAUUUACUAACGCAGUUUAGUUUUUUUUUUCUCCAUGUAUUUUAACAGAUUUUAUAAUUUGUUGCGAUCUUUUUGAUAUCUUGAAUAUUAAAGAAUGCCGAUAUGCGGAAGUACCAUAUCUGUUCUAAAGCAACGAGGCAUGCUUUGCACAUGUGUUAACAGAAUAAAUUUGCAAUAUGUUACCACUAUA